Messenger RNA from Leptinotarsa decemlineata (Colorado potato beetle), 677 nucleotides. RefSeq lists its product as uncharacterized. Lineage: Eukaryota; Metazoa; Arthropoda; Insecta; Coleoptera; Chrysomelidae. The record is from RefSeq and is a predicted model, not a curated record.
UGAUAGUGACAAAACUUGUCAAAAAAAUAUCAUCAAUCAGCCUUUUUCAAAAUGUCAAGUUAUUUUCAUUAAUGAUUCCAAUUAAAUCCAUAAUAUUGUUUGUAGACUCGUAAUGGGAAAUGUUUUAUUUUCCGAACUCUUUGAUCAUGAAAGUAACCCUUCAAGUGAAGAAAGCAUCAUCAACUUAUCUGAUAACUGCAUCAAAAUGCUCGUUAAAGGUGUGAGCAAUGAAAAAUCGGAACCUCCAGCAGACAAUACAGACACCACCACCACAGAAGACGUUGAAGAACGGCCAGAUGACGAAUGGAUGAAGAAGCUUAAGGUGAUGGAUGAUGUACACUCGAACACCAAUGGCUUAACGUUACCUGCAGUAAACGAACUUUUGGAUAAAGUAGAAUCACAGGUUGACAAGAUUAGGCCACAAGUUUGUUCCACAUUUCUGCUUUUGUUGUGCCUGAAAAAGAACGAAAAUUGUAUGAUAAAGUGCAAAAAACUGAUAGACGAAUUCAUCGACUGUGUGGACAAAUCCAGAAUAGAAAUAGUGAAGGAAAAAAUAGAAGCAGAAACCAAAAAUAAUAUGAGUUCAGGGGCGUUGACCAAUGAACUCACAAAAGAAUCAGAUUCGCUGGAAAUAUUGUAGUAUUUUUUAUCAAAAUAAACUGUUUUUUGUUCACAAA